Molecule: messenger RNA, 1509 nt
Organism: Cuculus canorus (common cuckoo)
Lineage: Eukaryota; Metazoa; Chordata; Aves; Cuculiformes; Cuculidae
Gene: RTN4RL2
Product: reticulon 4 receptor like 2
Exons: 3
Coding region: 173-1417 (414 amino acids)
Cellular component (GO): plasma membrane
Molecular function (GO): protein binding
Source: RefSeq, a predicted model, not a curated record
GCCGCCCCGGGAUAAGGCGCGGCACGGGGAGCGCGGAGCCCCACGGAGCCGCGGGCAGCGCCGAGCCCACCCGUGUCCGCACCCACCCGUGCCAUGCGGGGCGGCGCGGGGGGCGACGGGGGCAAGCAGCACCCCCGGCACCGGCCAUGAGCCCCCCGUGACCGGCCCCGCCAUGCGCCCCGCGGUUCGGGACCUGCCCCCAGGCGGGCGCCUGGCGGCUCUGCUGCUGGCGGCGCUGGCUUGGGUGCCCAGCAGGGCUCCCGCCUGCCCCGCGCUCUGCACCUGCUACGUCUCACCACCCACCGUCAGCUGCCAGGCCAACAACUUCUCCUCAGUGCCCUCGGGGCUCCCGCCCGGUGCCCGCCGACUCUUCCUGCAGAACAACAUCAUCGGGGCGCUGCGGGCGGGCACCUUCGGGCCCAGCACCGUCACCCUCUGGCUCUACUCCAACAACAUCUCCUCCAUCCAGCCGGGCACCUUCCGACACCUGCCCGCCCUGGAGGAGCUCGACCUGGGUGACAACCCGCACCUCCGCGUCCUGGCGCCUGACACCUUCCAUGGCCUCCGGCGCCUCCAGGCCCUGCACCUCUACCGGUGCCAGCUGGCCAGCCUGCCCAGCACCAUCUUCCGCGGCCUCCACAGCCUCCAGUACCUCUACCUGCAAGAGAACGGGCUGCUCUACCUCCAGGACGACCUCUUUGCUGACCUGGCCAACCUGAGCCACCUCUUCCUCCACGGGAACCGGGUGCGGGUGCUGUCGGAGGGCGUCUUCCGUGGCUUGCCCAGCCUGGACCGCCUGCUGCUGCAUGCCAACCGCCUGGUCGCCAUCCACCGCCGCGCCUUCCGUGGCCUGGCACGCCUCACCAUCCUCUACUUGUUCAACAACAGCCUGGCCGCACUGCCGGGGGACCCGCUGGCUGCCCUGCCUGCGCUCCAGUUCCUGCGCCUCAACGCCAACCCCUGGGCAUGCGACUGCCGCGCACGCCCACUCUGGGCCUGGUUCCGCCGCACUCGUGUAUCCAGCUCACCCGUGCCCUGCGCCAGCCCUCCGCACCGCCGCGGCACUGACCUGCGACACCUCCGCCCACGCGACUUUGAUGCCUGCCCGGACAACGGUGAUGAAGAUGGCGAUGGCGACGGCGCCAACGGGGUGGCGGUGAUGGGCACCCCUGGAAGAGCACUCGGCCGCCCCGGCACGCUGCCUGCCGCUCCGCCCUCUGCCUUUUACCGCGAUGGGCUGCCGCCCCACGACCUGCGCGGCCCCCAGCCUCGGCCGCCCCCGCCGUCCCGCGACUCCCGACGCCCUGAUGGUGACCCCGGCUGCCCACGGGACCCCUGCGUGCCCCCAGCUGCCGCCGCCCCCCACGCACCCCCCGGCCUCCUGUCCCUCCUGGCUCUGCUGCUGCCCCGGCUCUGAGUCCCCACAUGGGGGCAAGGACUGCAGGGGCUGUCAGGGUUCCCCUGUCCCAGCGGGAAAAACCCAACAGAACCGCGAGGUGGGAGAUUAUU